Molecule: messenger RNA, 2015 nt
Organism: Trichobilharzia szidati
Lineage: Eukaryota; Metazoa; Platyhelminthes; Trematoda; Strigeidida; Schistosomatidae
Source: the annotation of a GenBank genome assembly
CAAAGUUAUCCAGGUAGGUGGUACUUAACUGUUCCAUGGAAUUUGUUAUUUAAACUGGGUGGUUGAAAGCCGUCGGUCAGAUUAAUGUAGACUUAUUCGACUUUUCAAACAUUACUCCCUAUUUCUUGGUCAUAUUUCACUCGUACUUCUGUGAUUUAACAUGAGACUUUUAAUGUUGACAGAUUUAUUGAUUGAUCUUUCUGCGUACCUAUUUCGACUUCAAAAAAUUAUGUAGGUAUAUUUGUGUUGGUAAGUACAGUCUACCCUACUGCUCAUAGGAUAAGGUUUCCUAACUAACUGGUUACUUCGCAUCUUGAUUUAGUCAGUGAAGGCUCUUUGUAUCACCAAUGAUAUUCUAGUCCAUCGGAAAACAUUCACAAUUCAGCUAUGGGUUAAUUGUUUGGUGUUAUUUUGACAUUUUGUACUUCUUAAUUCUCCUCCGUUAUUACUACAAAGACUUGAACCUGUCGAUCAUUUUACAAGGUUAUACUCUUGUGCUUUCUUAUAUCAAUAUCAUAUACUGUCCUUCCAUCAUCACUUGAGUUGGCUAGAGAUUGCGUCCUUCAUAUAAAUCCAUCGCUUUCCUCAGCAAGCUGUGUUAACCGAAUUAUGACGGGGUUAGUCGAUAUUUGGUGGGUGGUUGAUCUCGGACUAGUUGGUCGGUAUACACUAUUUGCAUAGUCGUUUGGAUAACAGGAAAUGCUGGGUACAUAACUUGACAUUAAUUACAGGACCACAGAUCUAUCUAAUUCAUAUUGUCUAGCAUAUUUUGGAAAACUCCACUAAUCUGUACUAACCUAUAAUCUGCCACAGAGUUUUGACUAUGAUAGUUUCAUUUCAUUUUUCCUCCCCUGUGUUGAGACGCGUCACAAUUUGAACUGGUGCAGUUUGGUGUUAAUUUCUGCAUCAGUCCUAAUCACUAGAUCUAUAGAAAGUCCGGAACCUGCCAGAUUCAUUUUCUUUGCAUCAAUCAGUUCAGAUGAGGCUACACUGAUUCACUACCUUUUACUAACCUUUGUUUACAGGUUAUUAACUGUAUUCAUUACUGUUUUCACAACAGACCGGAUAUGUUAUCAUUAUCAAAUGAUUGUUUAGAUACCUCCUUGCUAACGUUUUCACUAAUGAGCUGCACGCACUAAUUGAACAUGAAAAUUCAGGUUGAAGAAUCCGCAAUAAUGUUUUCCGGACAGCUACCUCUAUUCUACCUGUAGAAAUGGUGUUUACCUAGAUUCCCUUAUUGCUGUGUAUCUCCCACUUUAUUAUCCAUCGAAAAUUCAAUCAAUAAUGAAUCCUCCACAUAAUUCACAAUCAAAUCUAAGUAUUAGAAAUGAUGCUAAGAAGUUACUGGAGCCAAAUACUCUAGUUGAACUAGCUCAGUGUGUUGAAAAUGCAAAUAGUUUUGUUGCUGCUAAUGCAUGUUCCCGUCUGCAUUUAAUUGUUGAACAGAUGCAUCAUUUAAAGUCUCAAGCAGAAACUAUCUUAAAAAAUGCACACAGAGAUACUUUGUUACAUAAAUUGCCAUGCAAUUUUGUGAAAAAACCUGGAAACAUCUAUUAUGUUUAUAAAAAACCAAAUGUUGGCCAAUAUCUUAGCAUGCUUUCACCUAAGGAAUGGGAAAAUUGUCCUCAUGAAUAUGUUGGUGCAUACAAACUUCUACCUGAUAUGUCUUGGAUUCCUGAAGACGAUAUCGACACUUACGAAUCUAUCAGUAAUACUGCUCUGCAAAUGUUAGACAGACAUCAAUUUAUGUUAGAAUGAAAAUAUGAGAUCUUUAUUAUUAUUAUUUUUGUUUGCUUAACUCUCGUUUAUACUGUGAAUAUUUUGUGUAUUAAAGAAAGAGGAAAAAAUAAAGACAGUAUUUAUUACCCUCAAUGUGGUUUUAUUACACUCCAUGUUGGAGGUGGAGGGUUAGCCAAUUUAUCGAGAAAUUUAGUUUCUCUUGUAAGUAUAAACGGUACACGAACCAUAGGAUGUCCUGAUUCUUCACCUAGUACAUUUCUUAAAUUUAAACGAAC